Plodia interpunctella (Indianmeal moth) is the source of this 2264-nucleotide messenger RNA. RefSeq names its product NADH dehydrogenase [ubiquinone] flavoprotein 2, mitochondrial-like. Gene Ontology annotation, molecular function: NADH dehydrogenase activity. Gene Ontology annotation, biological process: mitochondrial electron transport, NADH to ubiquinone. The record is from RefSeq and is a predicted model, not a curated record. NCBI's taxonomy places the organism in Eukaryota, Metazoa, Arthropoda, Insecta, Lepidoptera, Pyralidae. The coding region runs from base 92 to 823 and encodes 243 amino acids. The transcript is spliced from 6 exons.
AAUAAAUUGUCAUUUUCUUGGAGAAUACAGAAAUACAAAGAAUAUUUAUACAAAAUAAUAAGAUAAUAUCUUUAAAAAUAUAGUUAACAAAAUGCUGAAAUUAAAACAAUUUAUUUUACCAAAUAUUUCGCAUUUUAUUCGCCGAAUUUCCACCUCUGCUCAAUUGAGGCACGAAGAAUCAUUUGUACACAGAGACAGUGCAGAUAACAAUGCCAAUACUCCUUUUGAAUUCACUGAAGCUAAUAUGAUGAGAAUAGCGGCAAUCAUCCAGAACUAUCCAGAAGGCGCCCAGCGCUCGGCCGUCAGCUCCUGUGUCGACAUCGUGCAGCGGCAGAUGGGCUGGGUGCCCAUCUCAGCCAUGCACAAAAUAGCCGAGAUCUUGAGCAUGCCCAGAAUGAGAGUGUAUGAAUGGUGCACAUUUUAUACUAUGACUAAGAGGCGCUUCAGAGGCAAAUACAACGUGAAAGUAUGUGUGACGACGCCAUGUAUGCUGCGUGGUUCCGACAUAAUCCUGCAGGCUGUGGAGCAGGCGACCUGCUGUUGCGCCGGGAGUUUGUCUGAAGACGGCAUGUUCGGCGUCGACACGGUCCAGUGCGCCGGCGCCUGCGCCAACGCUCCGGUCCUUGUUGUUGACGAUGAUUAUUAUGAGGACGUGACAGUUUGUGAUGUUCAAAAUAUUAUUCAAGCUAUUAAAUGUGGAAACAUACCCCCACCUGGACCACAGAGUGGAAGAUUUAGCUGCGAGCCCAUAUGCGGCCCGACGACCCUCUGUGAGUGUCCUCCUGGGCCGGGGUUCUGUAUUCAGCCGGCAUUGUUGAAGUGAAUGCUAUUUUCUGCUAGUACAUUUUGAAUAAAAUUAUAUUUCUAAUAACAGUCCAUCUAAUAACGUUUGCAGAAGCAUAAUAAAUUGUACACCUAAACCUUCCUUAGGAAUCACACUAUCUAUUGGUGAAAUCCGCAUGAAAAUUCGUGUUGUAGUUUUUGCGUUUAUUGUGAACUGAAAGACAGAUAGGGCAGAGAACUUUGUUUUAUAAUAUGUAUAAGACUAUCUGAUACUGGGCUCUAUGAUAUCAGUGAAUUGUAAAUGGUUACGAAAGUGAGCAUGUUUAUUACUUAGUUAUGAAUCUUAGCAAUUCGAAAGUCGACCACAUGUUAAAUCACCCUGCGUGGAUCUUUAUGUUGUGGUAAUAGAAGUGUGUUUGCAAUAAACUUGGGUAGAUACCCACUCAUAUAGAUACAUCACUAUUGACUGCUACCCGAUGUACAAACUAGAUAGAUAAAUAACUAUAGCGUACAUACUUAUACGGUUCAACGAGCUCAAUAUUUACUUAUUUGCUGCGCUACAGAUUGAAAUUAUAAAGUAUUUUAGAAAUUGCAAAACAAAGUAUCAAAGCUAGUUAAAAUGUGUAGAAUAGGUAAGAAGAGAGCGUACAAUCGUGACUGAAAUUCUUGAUGGUAAAUUAAAUAUUUCGCAAAGGUUUUAAUAUCCUGUCAGAAAAAUGACAGUAUAAAAUUCCAAUUUUCCACUUCAAGCGUCCUGUUGCGAAACACGACGGGCGAAUAAAUAAUUAGUUCGGGAUAGCACUGGGAUCACUUUGUACAGUCAUCAGUUGGAUUAAAAUGAUGAAUUUGAAAUAACUAUACACGUCCGUAUUUAUUUAUUUUAUUUUAUUUUAUUUUGAAAACCAUACAGUUUAAUGACUACAUAGCAGUCUAAAGUCUACAAACAUAAUUAAUGGAAUCCAUGGAAUGAUAGUGAUCAGUCCUAUUCCAGGGCGGAACCACGCCAUAUAAUGUUUUCAUGUUACGGAAUUUGGACAUUUAUAAAUCCUCAUGAAAUCUGGCUAUAAAAAUGAGUAGAAAUUGCCAAAUUUCCAAUUUUCAAUCUAGACGUAUUAAGUUAGAAAUUGUUUAUUGUGUUCCAUAGAAUAGCAGAUUAAACGAAAAAAAAAAACAUUUAAGUUUAAUAUAACAUUAAAAUGAUGAUGUUUGUUUAUUAUAUCAAUUUUGAUUUAAUUUACCGACUGUACCACUUGUGAAUAUCGUUAUAAAGAUCAAAGAAGUCUUGUUUGCGAUUCUUCGGAACUUUGAAGCUGUGGUAUCAAGUUCAAGGUUUUAUUGAUUGUUUGUUUGUUGUUGUUUUACAGUUUAUCAGGCUUAAACUUCGAAGUAAGAUUUGGUUACAUUAAAUGUAUUAGUAGAUAGUGUUCUAUUUAGGUACAUUUUAUUAGACAUAAUAUUACCUGUGAUAAUAAGAGUCCGUU